Apiotrichum porosum is the source of this 2280-nucleotide messenger RNA. RefSeq lists its product as uncharacterized. Bases 1 to 2280 code for a protein of 759 amino acids. Lineage: Eukaryota; Fungi; Basidiomycota; Tremellomycetes; Trichosporonales; Trichosporonaceae. Gene Ontology annotation, molecular function: DNA-binding transcription factor activity, RNA polymerase II-specific; zinc ion binding; DNA binding. The record is from RefSeq and is a predicted model, not a curated record. The transcript is spliced from 5 exons. Gene Ontology annotation, biological process: DNA-templated transcription; regulation of DNA-templated transcription.
AUGGACGGGCCCGCGCGUAAACGGUCACUUAGAGCCUGCGACGGCUGCAGACACCGUCGUAUGAAAUGUGAAGACCUCCAGGUAUCAACAUCAACAGGCAAGUCGACAUGUCGGGUCUGUCGCGAGAACCGCCAAGCAUGCACCUUUGAUGCACCCGUUCGUAAACGCGGUCCGCGCCCAGGAUGGCGACUUCGUGGUUUGUCGUCGCCAGAGUCCACCGCCCUAGAGGUCAAGCAGGACAACCAGAAUGGUGGUCCAAUGCUACCUCAUGCGCGUCCCCACCUACCCUCCUUGGGCCCAGAAAUGGCAGCAGCGAUGGCCGUCGAUGGUCACGAUGAUGACACCGCGUCCCCCCCAGCCAGUCGACAGUCGUCGCGUGCACGCCCUCGCCCACCUCUCCUUGGCCUUCCAACUGGUCUUGUUGACCAACUGCUUGCCGUGUACUUCACACACGUCCAUAAUGUGUGGCCUCUCAUCUACAAGCCGCUGUUUCACCCGCACUCGACAUCGGCGCCCCUCCUUCUUGCCAUGCUCGCCAUUGCUUCCUGUGUUGCACCGCCGGAGACGCAAGACGGGUCUGGUCUUGACAAAGAGAAGCUCUUCCACAUGGCCGAGAGCGCACUUCACCGCUGUCGAAUGGAGUGUCGCAUCGACAUUAUCCAGUCCCUCAUCCUCCUCAGUCUUCGCCAGACGGGCUGCGGCGACAAGCACUCAGCCUUCACCUAUGCUGGUCGGGCUUGCUGCAUGGCUCUCAACAUGGGUCUCAACCUCGCUCCGGCUCAACCCGAGUCGCCUGCUGAGAGCGAGCAGCGUGCCCGCGUCUACUGGAACUGCUAUGUCCUCGACAAGACUCUGGCCGAGGAGACUGGCCGCUCGUUCAUACUCCCUUACCGUCGCUCGAGCACUCCGCUUCCUUCGAUCAACGAAGCCGACGAGUAUGAGACUUGGCCUCCUCUUCCGACAUCAGCUCUCCCACUCCCCAAGAGUGUGCGUCACAUUGUCCCUCGCCGCGGAUACGUCAUGAGCUGCUUCGUGUGGACAUGCCACCUCGCCAUGGUUGUCGAAAACAUUCUCGACCUCGACGACGUCGGACCUCCUGCGCCUACCGACCCGACACACCCGUGGGUCCAGCAGUUUGCAUCCUCGUUCCACAUGGACCGUGGCGACAUUCGAAACAGUGCCGAGCGUAUUUCAAAUCAACUGGAAGGCUGGAGACUUGCCAUGCCCCAAACCCUUGACGUCGACCUCUCGCCCAAUGUCUCGCCUCUGCCCCACAUGGUGGUCGGUCUCGCCUGGUACUACAGCACUCAGAUUCUGCUCCACUCGCGCUUUAUCAAACGCAGGGCCGUCUAUAACCAGCAGGAUGCGUCCGAGGUCGAACUGGCUGCCCGUACACACUCGAUCUGUUCCAAGGCAGCGGAAUCGGUGAUUGACAUGCUCGCCCACCUCGACCGUCACAGGCUUCUCAACUAUACAAGUUCUGACAUUAUACACAUCCUCAGUCUGGCUACACUGUUCGAGGCUUUCGAUGCGAGCGACCCCAACGAGGCUCUGGCCGAGAGAGCCAAAGUCAACUUUGCUCAGUGCUGUAUCUGGCUUCGUGACUGCUCCAGCUCGUGGCCAACGGCAUCCGCACACAAGGUCUUUUUCGAAGGUCUUAUCCAAGGAGGACUCAAGCUCUCGUCCCCAGAGGUCCUUACCGACCUGCAUUCCCAGGCCAUCUCCCCGGGCUCAAACUCGUUUGUGGGCUCACCAACCAUCAGCGAUGGACUGCGCGCCGUUGGUCGCAACCUGUCCAACCCGGACGGCUCCAUGCCCAAGACUUGCCUGCCGCCACUCGGCGUGUCAUCCAUCUUCCAGCUGCCCCAGUUCUACUGGAACCACCUCACCAACGCUCCUCCGAUGUCGGCUGAGCAGCAGGAGCAAACGCUCAACCCGCCUAUGGAUUUCCUCGUUGGGUCGUCUCCCGAGGCGUUCCAGAGCAUGAGCAUGCCCCAGCAACAGUGGUCGAUGGGCCCAGACCAGCACCAUCACCAGCAGCAGCAGCAGCAGCAACAACAACAACAGCAGCAACAACAAAUGCAGCCCGACACCAGCCCCGCAAGCUCGUCCAUGGUCAGCGCUCCGCUCCCGACCAUCAGCGGGCCUUCGCCAGGCAUGUGGGAUACGACCGGCAUGGACCCGAACGUGAGCGGCAACAGCGGCUUCCCCCUCAACGACCAGUCUGCCGUGUACAAUGCCCUGAUGUCGUUCAUGGUGGAAGCUGCACGCGCACGCUGA